Molecule: messenger RNA, 1960 nt
Organism: Oryza brachyantha (malo sina)
Lineage: Eukaryota; Viridiplantae; Streptophyta; Magnoliopsida; Poales; Poaceae
Product: homeobox protein knotted-1-like 10
Exons: 5
Coding region: 549-1487 (312 amino acids)
Biological process (GO): regulation of DNA-templated transcription
Cellular component (GO): nucleus
Molecular function (GO): DNA binding; DNA-binding transcription factor activity, RNA polymerase II-specific
Source: RefSeq, a predicted model, not a curated record
AAGCUAAGCAAACUAUUCCUUCCUUUCUCCCGAUCUUUGUUGCCAUGUCUGUCUGAUCUCUCUUCUCCUGCCUGCAGCAGGCAGCAGGUGACUCUCCAUCCAUCCUCCCAAAGCAAAGCAAGCAGCCGCACACCCAUGUAUCCCGCUGCUACCCACAAGUGCACCCUGCAGAAGCAGCUGCUGCUCCUUCUUCUUCUUCUUCUGAUCUGAGCAGCAGCAGCAGCAGCAGCAGCAGAGCUGGCUGCAGUGCAAUCCGCUGCCAAAUUCCCCACACACCCGUAGAUUGUAAUCAUCUUCUUCUUCCCUCUUCCUGCAUGGUGUAGCUUUGCUUUUCUCUUCUUCUUGUUCUUGGAAAGCUGGGACUGGUGCUCCCUUUCAAACUGCUGGUGCUUUGGUGUUAGUAUGUGUGGAGAUGUACAGUAGAUGAGGAGGAGGAGGAGGUAGCUAGCUAGCUUAGCUAAGCUAAGCUUCUUGGCUAGGUAGGUGGCUAGCUAGAGGUGAGGUGAGGGUACGGGUGAGGUGGGGGAGGAGGGGAUUGGAAUUUGGAUAUGGAGGAUCUGUACAGCAUCCACCCGGGAAUCUCGCGCGGCGGGGGAGCGGCCAGCGAGGCGUCCGGGGUCGCCGGAGGGGGGAGCUCGCCGCCGCCGCCCCCGCCGCCGGCGGCGGCCGCGGCCGCGGAUCUGACGGAGCUGAUGAAGGCGCAGAUCGCCGGCCACCCGAGCUACCCCUCGCUCCUCUCCGCCUACAUCGAAUGCCGCAAGGUGGGCGCGCCGCCGGAGGUUGCCACGCUGCUGGAGGAGAUCGGCAGGGACGGGCGCGGGGGCGGAAGCAGCGGCGGCGGCGGCGGCGGCGGCGGCGGCGGGGAGAUCGGCCUCGACCCGGAGCUCGACGAGUUCAUGGAGACGUACUGCCGGGUGCUGGAGCGGUACAAGGAGGAGCUCUCGCGGCCGUUCGACGAGGCGGCCUCCUUCCUCACCGGCAUCCACACGCAGCUCGCCACCCUCUGCGGCGGCGGCGCGGCGCCGCCGCCGACCGACAACUCCGAUGAAAUGGUGGGAUCCUCGGAAGACGAGCCGUGCUCAGGAGAUGCUGAUGCAGCUGAUUUUGGGCAAGAACACAGCUCCCGCUUGGCUGACCAUGAGCUCAAGGAGAUGUUGCUCAAGAAGUACAGCGGGUGCCUCAGCCGCCUCCGGUCCGAGUUCUUGAAGAAGAGGAAGAAAGGGAAGCUACCGAAAGACGCGCGGUCGGCUCUGAUGGAGUGGUGGAACACACACUACCGUUGGCCCUACCCUACGGAAGAGGAUAAGGUGAGGCUGGCCGCGAUGACCGGCCUCGACCCGAAGCAGAUCAACAACUGGUUCAUCAACCAGAGGAAGAGGCACUGGAAGCCAUCGGAGGACAUGCGGUUCGCGCUCAUGGAGGGGGUCACCGGAGGAUCCUCCUCCGGGACGACGCUCUACUUCGACACCGGCACCAUCGGGCCAUGAGAAUUGCACUCCAGUUAUGAGUGUAGCCCCUUGCAAAAGGUAAAUGCUACACCCUCUGUGUGAAGAAGCAAGGGAUCAGAUCAUAUUAUUACAAAGAGAAAAAAGAUGAAACCAAUCAAUCAUUCAAUCGAUCAAAUAACCUCAUCAUUUUGUCGAAAUUGUUGUGUAUAUGGUGUUGUAAGAGGGGAUGACCUGUAAAAACUCUGUCUGCACUCAGCCGGCUACCGUAACAUUAAUUAAUUGUUUGUAAUCCCUGACGACUGCCCGGUUAAACCAUUUUAGACAGGAAAGGAUGAACUAUAACAUGUAGCAAUAAUAACGAUACCCUUUUUUUUUUCGGUGCAUUUCGUAAUCGCUGCCAAUUGGUGGAUGCACAUGUUCGAUUGUAAGAAGAAAGAAGCCUACAUCUGUGUAAUAUUGUUGCUAGUAUAAAAACUUACAAAUUAUGUACGAUUUAGUGCGUUUUGGUCAAA